Molecule: messenger RNA, 2106 nt
Organism: Didymodactylos carnosus
Lineage: Eukaryota; Metazoa; Rotifera; Eurotatoria; Philodinida; Philodinidae
Source: the annotation of a GenBank genome assembly
AUGUCAUCGAAUAAAAUUCGUAAAUUAGAUGAAACAUUAAUUAAUCGUAUAGCUGCUGGUGAAGUUGUUGUUCGUCCGUGUUCAGCAAUUAAAGAAUUAAUUGAAAAUAGUUUAGAUGCUAGUUCACAUCAAAUACAUGUUUAUGUUAAACAGGGUGGUCUUAAACGAAUCGAAAUACGAGAUGAUGGUUGUGGAAUUUUAAAAGAUGAUUUACCAUUACUUUGUGAACGUUUUGCUACAUCAAAGUUAUCCUCAGUGGAUGAUCUCUAUCAAUUAAACACGUACGGAUUUCGUGGCGAAGCUUUGGCAAGUCUCAGUUAUGCAUCGCACUUAACAGUGAUAACUAAAGUUAAAGAUAGUCCGUGUGCGUAUACGUGCACAUACGAAGAUGGAAAGAUAAAGAAUCAAGUUAAACCGUGUGCAGGUACAAACGGUACAACUCUUAUUGUCGAAGAUUUAUUUUAUAACAAUUCGUUACGUUUAAAAAUGAUGAAAUCACUUGAUGAAUAUCAUCGUAUUGUUGAUUGUGUACAAAAGUUGGCUUUACGUAAUACUCAUGUAUCAUUUCAAUUGAAACAUGAUCAACAACUCGACUGUGAUAUUUUGACAUUACCUUCAACAACAUUAUAUCAAAAUAUGAAACAAUUAUAUGGACCAGAAAUUGUUCGAGAUAUGUACGAUAUAACAAUAUCAAAACAUGCACUCUAUUUAUUUGAAUGUAAAGCUUAUUUUACGGGUACAAAUUAUUCGUCAUCGAGUUCGAGUAAAUCGCAAGCAAUAUUUAUUCUAUUUAUUAAUGGAAGAUUAGUCGAUUGUCAACCGUUGAAAAAGCAAAUAUUGUCCAUGUAUGCAUUGUACGUAUCAAAAUCAACUUUACCCUUUGUUUAUGUCGAUUUACAAAUGGAACCAUCGACUCUUGAUGUUAAUAUUCAUCCAUCAAAAUCCGAGGUGAGAUUUUUAAAUUCAGAACAAAUUAUUCAAAUUAUUGUUAAACAAAUCGAAGAUGUACUCGUUCAAAAGUCAGCUAAACAUUCAACAACACAAUUGACAUUAACAGUGACACCUCAUUCAUUGGCAUUAACUCCACCAACUACAACAAAUUCUCCUACGGUUUCAAAAACAUCAAAAAAAUCUUCGAUCAAAAAAUUACAAACUUCUGCAUCAUCUGACCCUUCUCAAACAUAUUUGGAUCCACGUAAAAUGAUUCGUACCGAUAGUCGUGAUCAAACAUUAGAUAAAUUAAAAUAUCAUCGUUCGACAUCGUCAUCUUCUAAAAAGACAGACGAUACAGAAGAAAAUGAAUAUCAAUCACCCUUAGCUCAAAUACAAUUUGAUCGUCAAAUUAAAUUAUCAUCUAUUUUAGAAUUGAAACAAUCAAUAGAUGAUGUAUGUGAUCAAAUAUUAGAAGAUAUUAUAAAAGAAUUUGUCUAUGUGGGUGCAUGUGAUCAUAAAUAUUCUCUCAUUCAAUAUCAGACACAGUUGUAUUUAUGUGAUACGAGACAAUUGAGUCAAGAAUUAUUUUAUCAAUUAUCUAUUUAUCAUUUUGGUAAUAUGGGCACUAUUAAACUUGAACAACAACCAAAAAUUGAAGAACUUAUUCGCUUUGAUUUACAAUUAGAUCCAGAAACAUUUAAUCAUCGACCAGACAAGAAUAUCAGUGAAGAUGAUAUUGUUGCGUAUUGUUUGGAAUUUUUUAGCGAAAAAUCUGAAAUGCUAGCAGAUUAUUAUUCGCUGAGUGUUUCAUCUGAUGGUCGACUAGAAACAUUACCAUUGUUAUUAGAAAAUUAUGUACCAAAUCUUGAUUAUUUACCACAAUAUUUAUUAAGAUUAAUAAUUAAUGUCAAUUGGGAUGAUGAAAAAGAGUGUUUUCAUACUUUAAGUGAAGAAACAGCCAAAUUCUACGCUUAUAGACCACCACUUGAUCAGGAUGAUGACAGUAAUGAUGAUGACAAUGAAAAUGAUGAUAAAACAAAUUGGAAAUGGUGUGUUGAACAUGUACUCUAUCAUUCAUUUAAAACAAUGUUAUUACCCAGUAAACAUUUGAAACAAGCGUUUGUUAAAUUAACACAAGUUUCACAAUUGUAUAAAGUAUUUGAAAGAUGUUAA